Messenger RNA from Ceutorhynchus assimilis (cabbage seed weevil), 1930 nucleotides. Lineage: Eukaryota; Metazoa; Arthropoda; Insecta; Coleoptera; Curculionidae. The record is from the annotation of a GenBank genome assembly.
GCAUGCUUCUAGCUUUGUAGGCCAAGCCAAAUUUUAUUUGGCGUUGUUUUAGUUCAGUUAUAAAUUACGAUAAUUAAAAAAACAUAAUUUGCAAUUAUUUUUCAUGGUUACCGCACUAUCGGCUAUUAAACCUAAAUAGAUGGGUAUUCUUUAUCAGUUAUAACAAUAGUGGGUGGGUAAAAUAAUUGUUUUACUAUGACUGACGAUGGUAUAAAUGCCUUGGAGGAAAUAUUAGAAAAAAUAGGAAAAUGGGGCAAAUUUCAAGUAUUUUAUUAUUUAUGUUUAGGGUUUGUGGUGAUUUAUUCAGUGUUCACGAUGAAUUAUAUUUUUGUUGCUCGUGAUAUUAAAUACAGAUGCUACAUUCCAGAAUGCGACCCAGAAUCUCCAAAAGACGCCAAAUACAAUCCAGAAUUUCUAAAAAACUUUGUCACAUUCAAAGAAGGCUUUCCAGAUAGAUGUUCAACAUAUAACAUUUCACAAACAAACCUCUCUUCUGUUCCAGAAAUGUGCACCCAAAAUAACUAUAGUUUUAUUGGUAAUCGUGAGUCUCACAAAUGUAGUAACUAUGUUUUUGAGAGGCCUGAAAGGACUAUCGUACAUGAAUUCGAAAUAUUCUGUGGAGAAAAUCUUUGGAUGCUGACAAUGGUGGGCAGUGCAAACGUAGCUGGAGAAUUAGUCAGUUUGUCUUACACUGGAUUUUUAUCUGACAAGUAUGGACGCAAGACAAUUAUGGCUCUUAGCGUUCUUCUAAGUAGUAUAUCAGGCAUUACUAAGUCAUUUUCCGUCAAUUAUUACAUGUUCCUUACAUUUGAAUUCAUGGAUACUGCCUUAGGAGGCGCUAUGUAUGGUGCUGCAUUUGUCUUAGCAAUGGAACUAGUUACAGCUGAAGACCGUAAUAUUGGUAACACAGCGAUAAGCUGCGUCUAUGCCUUGGGGCAAGUAAUUCUCGGUGUUAUUGCCUGGAUGACACCGGAUUGGAGGACGAUGAUUAGGAUCUUGUAUUUUCCGGGUCUUCUCUCUAUACUUAUAUGGAUUUUCUUGCCAGAAUCUAUAAGAUGGCUUCUUUCGAAAAACAAACUUCAACAAGCCGGCGAUGCUUUAAGAAACAUCGCAAAAAUAAACGAUAAAGUUUUGUCUCGGGAGGAUCUGGAAAGUUUAAAAAAGAUGUUUAAAGUCAAUGGAAUAAGUUUAGAAGAAACCGAAGCUCAAAAAGCUGAAAACGAAGGGAGCGUAGCUUCGUUCUGGAGUGUACUCAAGAAUCCUGUUUUGCUUGUUAGGACUAUUCAUUGCUCUAUGACGUGGAUUUGUUGCACCUUUGUUUUUUACGGCCUGACCAUUAAUUCGGUAAACAUAUCGGAAAACAUCCACCUCAGUUUUAUUUUCGCCGCGAUGGCAGAGACACCUGGCUACGUCAUAUAUUAUUAUGCAAACGAAAGAUCGGGCAGACGAAAGCUGAUGUUCUACAGCCUGGUUUUAGGGGGUGCAUUCUGUUUGGCCGUGGGAUUCUUGCCAGAUGGUUGGCUGAAAUUGAUAACGUUUUUCUGCGGAAAAUGUUCUUUGACCAUCGCUUAUACUGUGUUAUAUGUAUUUACCACAGAACUAUUUCCUACCUCUUCUAGACAUGCCAUGUUUUCUAUUUGUUCUAUGUUUGGUAGGAUGGGUUCAAUGGUAGCACCCCAAGUGCCAUUAUUAGCAAGGAUCUCUAAAAGAUUACCUCUAUUUUUGUUUAGUUGCAUGUCAUUCACAUUUGGAUUUUUAGCUCUAUUUUUUCCCGAAACUGCGCACAUUGCUUUACCUCAUACCAUUGAAGAUGCUCUCAAUAUUAGUAAACGAAAAACCAGAAAUAAUAAGACUGAAGAAACUUCUUUAGAAAAUACAUUUUAAUGUUACCAUUAUUGGUUGUUUUAUUUUUAGUUGGUUUUAACAAAAA